UUUUGUUCACAGAUCUCACAUCUCUGGCUGGUGGUGCACAUGGGGACCCUAUCCAUCAACUAGAAUAUCGGAUUUCCAGACUGGAAGGAGUCCUUCGCUUGAACAAGAUGAUAACAGAGUCUGGAGGAAAAAUCUUUGCUACCAAUGGGGAAAAAGCUGAUUUUGAUGCUACAGUGGAAAAAUGUAAAGAGGUUGGAGGCUUUAUUGCCACUCCAAAGAACCCUGGCGAGAAUGAUGCCAUUCUGUACUUUGUGAAGUAUUUUAACACCUAUGCCUACCUGGGGAUAAAACAAUCCCUUAUUCCAGGAAAAUUCCAGCUCCUGAAUGGUGCUCAGCUGAACUAUACUAACUGGUAUUCAAAUGAACCUUCUGGCAAAGGGGAGGAGGAAUGUGUGGAGAUGUACACUGAUGGCACUUGGAAUGACAAAAAGUGUAAUAAGAAUCACCUUAUUGUCUGCCAGUUUUAGUGCUUCCCUUGCUGCUCUCUCAAAUGUGCUUCCCUACCACUUGUGUCUUCCUUUGUCGUAGUGAACUUAGAUAAAGCAGCAUGAAAAAAUAAAAUACACUCUUUUCCAGUCUGAUUUGUCUUUUAAACAAAUGCCAGCCAUAAAGAGGAAACUGUAUAAAGAAAGCA
Messenger RNA from Motacilla alba alba, 634 nucleotides. Its product is annotated as pulmonary surfactant-associated protein A-like. NCBI's taxonomy places the organism in Eukaryota, Metazoa, Chordata, Aves, Passeriformes, Motacillidae. The transcript has 2 exons. Bases 108 to 467 code for a protein of 119 amino acids. The record is from RefSeq and is a predicted model, not a curated record.